AUCAGAGGGCGAUCGGAGUGGGACUUUUAGCGUUGUUACAGAUAUUUUGAGGAAUGACUGUAGUUUGUGAGACAAUUUUUGCAUGAAAGUAAAGUCUGCAUGUGAUCCCUUUUGCAUUCUAAAGCUUCCUCCCUGAGCCCCACAGCACAGCACUCUGCACCACAGUGACCCUCACUUUCAUCGUUUUCUCUGUUUUAUUUUGCUGAUCUCGUCUGUGACCUCCCGGCUCCCUUGAUGGGGUAAAAUUGCUGAACAUGUACAGUCAGAGCAAACAGUGAUGGAGCCUAAUAAAGACGCGGGGAGGAGGAGCUCCGGUCCUCGCAGCAGCUGCUGCAUUGGCUGUCGGCGCAGCAGCGGGGAGGGGCUGAGGGAGAGGGAGAGAGAAGGGAGACGGUCGGAGGAGGUGGGCUCUGGUUGGGAGAUAGGGAAUGCCCGUUAGUUGCGCCUGCCGAUAAUAGCACAUCAGCCAGUCGCUGCUGCAGCGGGAGCAGAGGCGGAGCAGACGGGCUGAUCCGCUCAGCGAGCGCAGACCGGCUCACUAGAGAGGACGGGAUCACAGGCGGACAGAGCAUCAGCACGUGUAGAGAGGAGGAGGACCGCCGAGGAAACGGAGGGGAGAUAAACUUAGCCGGCCAGCAGGAGAACGUGAAAAGGCUCACUUUCCACCGGAGCAGCAAGUCCAUCAGUAGGGAGGAGACUGGCUUUACAGGAGGGAGUGACAGUCCUGUCAGAAGCCAAGAGCAAUGCUCCUGACAGGACGCUCCACCACAACUUACUUGAGGAUUACUCCUGCAGAGCAGCAGCGCUGAGCAGUGCCAGAGGUGCAAAUCCCAAACUCUGACUUGGAUGUAGCUCUGCAUCCGUGUGCCUUCUUCUUUUUUUUUCUUUUUUUUUCUGCUUUGUUGCUUCAAAGUAAAGAUUUGGGAGGCAACUCCUUCUGUCCUGUCACCUCAGAGACUAUGUUAGAGUGUGCGUCAGAGAGCCGCUCAUCAUCAGCCGCAGCCCUAGAGUAUGGAGAAGUCCAGCAGUGAGGAGUCUGCCAUUCACCGUAGUCCCUCCGUAGACAGCCGCGACUCCGAUUUUCCCCAAGCUUCCACGUCUGGCCGGCCAUUUGGCGGCCGAGGCUUCACUGCCGGCGCUUUCUACGGCUCCACGGGGCCGCGCAAAAACGCUCAACAGGGACAGGGCGGCGUGGCAGCCGACGCCGGCGCAGGAGACAAGACCAACAACAAGUACAGCUCGCCCAAAGGCAGCAAAUACGUGGUCUUUUACCUGGAUCUAUCCUUUGUGUUCCUUUUAGAAUUCAAGAAGUGCAACAUGGCGAGAGGCUGCCUCUGCUGCCUGAAGUAUUUGAUGUUUGUCUUCAACCUCAUCUUCUGGUUAUGUGGCUGUGGACUGCUUGGCGUGGGCAUCUGGCUCUCUGUGUCGCAGGGCAGCUUCGCCACCUUCUCACCCUCAUUCCCCUCACUGUCAGCUGCCAACAUGGUCAUUGCCAUAGGUGCAAUCGUCAUGGUAACUGGCUUUCUUGGCUGCCUGGGCGCCAUCAAGGAGAAUAAGUGCCUGCUUCUGAGUUUCUUCAUUGUUCUGCUGGUAAUUCUUCUGGCGGAGCUGAUAUUACUCAUCCUGUUCUUUGUGUACUCGGAUAAGGUGAGGAUGAACGCCAAGCAGGACCUGAAGGACGGCCUGGCUCUCUACAACUCAGAAAACAACUUGGGCCUCCGGAACGCGUGGAACAUCAUCCAGGCGGAGUGGAAGUGCUGCGGCGUGAACGCCUACAGCGACUGGUACGAGGCCCUGCAGGAAAAGGUGGUUCCUGACCGCUGCUGCCAGGAGCAUUACCAGAACUGUGGACGCAACACCACCAGCAUGUUCUGGGAGCGGGGCUGCUUCGAGAAGGUGGAGGAAUGGCUGGACGACAACAAGCACGUGCUGGGAACCAUCGGCACGGUCAUCUUGGUGGUGCAGCUCCUGGGAAUGGCGUUCUCCAUGAUACUUUUCCACCACAUCCACAGAACGGGGAAGAAGUACGACGCCUAGCCUCCUCGGACGGGGUCGCCUGACGAAGAGGAUGGGAUUAGACUCACACACAUCACUUCUCCCGUCGUUUUUAAUCUCCGUGGAGCAUCCUGCCUCCCCUUCCCUGAUCUGUACAGCUUCCAGAUGUGUUCCUGCCCUUUCCCGCUCUUUCAUCUUCUCAUUCAUUUUGCCAAAGAGUAACACAACUGGAAGGGACAACAACAAGGGACAUUCGGCACGAAGAGCAUCCCAUUUGUUGGCACUCUUCAUGAGCAUACUUGGUUGUAUUAUUAUUAAUACUAUGUGGGCUUAUUUUGCUUGGACUAACACUUUACCGGAGCAGAGGAUGGAGACUGUGAAGGCCUCUCCACAGCAAAGACACCCAUGACACGGGGGAUUCCUUUCCUGGUGUUGAGAAGAAGAAGCCCCCUGCUUAUCCCCUGUAAAUGAGUACAGAUCCGAUACGGCAUGCCGUCGGUUUUAUUUUGGUUUCUUUUUUUAAGCCCUCCUGGAAAUAUCUUAGUUUUUCAGCUUAAAUGUAUUUUUGUUGGUGACAUCAGCACUCCUGUGGAAUGUAAGCGUGGAGAUCGGUGCAGUCGAGUCUGAGGCGAGCGUUUCACCUCAGACUUUGGUAAAGAGGAAUUCAACCAUGAGAGUUUAUUUUAUACCACAUUUUCCUAGAUUCAUGGAUUGGAAACCGCCACUGGACACGUUUUGAGAGGAUGACGCUCUUCUGGACUUGAUCGUAUGAGUGUGUUUCUGUCCUGUAAUGCAUACAAAGAAAGCAGCAGAGGAAGAAAAAAAACCCAACAGCAGCCUCGAUGGUUUCAGCCGUGGAGGCGAGACACUUUUCCCUGAUCCUCUGUUCCCGCCCUUCUUUUUACCGUCUUCUCCCUUCAUGUCGCUCACGCACCACCACCAUCUCAGCUCACAUUCCUGCUCAUUACUUACUUCCACCUCUGGUUGGCACCUUUCACGUGAGCCGGCUUUACAUGCAGGCGGGGAGAACGGAGGCCGGGCCGUUUGCACAUUUAUGCGCCGCCUCAGACGGAGUACGGCGACUUAAAGAGAGCACCCUCCGGUGCGUUUGCU
Molecule: messenger RNA, 3108 nt
Organism: Oryzias latipes (Japanese medaka)
Lineage: Eukaryota; Metazoa; Chordata; Actinopteri; Beloniformes; Adrianichthyidae
Gene: tspan9a
Product: tetraspanin 9a
Cellular component (GO): plasma membrane
Source: RefSeq, a predicted model, not a curated record